Molecule: messenger RNA, 2836 nt
Organism: Oncorhynchus nerka (sockeye salmon)
Lineage: Eukaryota; Metazoa; Chordata; Actinopteri; Salmoniformes; Salmonidae
Product: desmin-like
Exons: 10
Coding region: 83-1666 (527 amino acids)
Biological process (GO): intermediate filament organization; skeletal muscle organ development
Cellular component (GO): Z disc; sarcolemma; cytoplasm
Molecular function (GO): structural constituent of cytoskeleton
Source: RefSeq, a predicted model, not a curated record
CCUGUCCAACAGCCCCUCAUUCAGUCAUCAACCUCCAACAGCAGCCCAGUUCCUCCAGCCAGACCCUCGGACAACGUCCACCAUGAGCAAGUCCUUCUCCUCCCAGUCCGCCCAGUCAGCCUCUUCCUACCGCCGGACCUUCGGAUCUGGUAUUGGAUCCACCCCAGGCAUGUCCUCCAUGUUCUCCCACGGUGGACGCGGCUCCUCCGGCUCCUCCGGCUCGGCCCACAUGUCCUCCAGAGUCUACGAGAUGACCAAAAGCUCCGCCCGCCCCAGCUACUCCUCCGGUAGCAUUCGUUCCUCUUCCGGCGGCGCGAUGCGCUCAUAUGCCGGGAUGGGCGAGAAGCUGGACUUCAGCUUGGCCGACGCCACGAACCGCGACUUCCUGGACACCAGGACCAAUGAGAAGGCAGAGCUGCAGCACCUGAACGACCGGUUCGCCAGCUACAUCGAGAAGGUCCGUUUCCUGGAGCAGCAGAACGCUACUCUGGUGGUGGAGAUCGAGAGGCUGAGGGGUCACGAGCCGACCCGCGUGGCCGAGAUGUACGAGGAGGAGAUGAGAGAGCUGAGGCGUCAGGUGGACGGCAUGUCCAAUGACAGAGCCCGCAUGGAGGUGGAGAGAGACAACCUGGCAGACGACCUGCAGAAACUCAAACUCAGACUGCAGGAGGAGAUCCACCAGAGGGAAGAGGCAGAGAACAACCUGUCUGCCUUCAGAGCUGACGUGGACUCUGCCACUCUGGCCAGGCUGGACCUGGAGAGACGCAUUGAGAGUCUACAGGAGGAGAUCGCCUUCCUCAAGAAGAUCCACGAGGAGGAGAUCCAUGAGCUGACGAGCCAGAUCCAGGAGACCUCGGUGCAGGUCCAGAUGGACAUGUCCAAACCAGACCUGACCGCUGCCCUCAGGGACAUCCGUAUGCAGUACGAGGGAAUCGCAGCCAAGAACAUCUCCGAGGCAGAGGACUGGUACAAAUCCAAGGUGUCAGACCUGAACCUGGCUGUGAACAAGAACAACGAUGCUCUGAGACAGUCCAAACAGGAGAGCAUGGAGUUCAGGCAUCAGAUCCAGUCCUACACCUGUGAGAUCGACUCUCUCAAGGGAACCAACGAGUCUCUGCUGAGGCAGAUGAGGGAGAUGGAGGAUCGUCUGGGAAACGAGGCUGGAGGUUACCAGGACUCCAUCACCCGUCUGGAGGAUGAGAUCGCUAAGAUGAAGGAUGAGAUGGCUCGUCACCUCAGAGAGUACCAGGACCUCCUCAAUGUCAAGAUGGCCCUGGAUAUAGAGAUCGCUACCUACAGGAAGCUACUGGAGGGAGAGGAGAGCCGCAUCACUGUAUCUGGCUCCCACUCUGCUGGUCACUCUGCUGCUCACUCUGCCUCUCACUCUGCCUCUCACUCUGCUGCUCACUCUGCUGCUCACUCUGCUGCCUCAUCAUAUUCCACUAUUGGAUUCAGAGAGACCAGCCCAGACGUAGGCCGUUCAUCAGAGGUCCACUCCAAGAAGACUGUUCUGAUCAAGACCAUCGAAACCCGCGAUGGAGAGGAAAGUCCCUUUGAGACCUUGUCUCUUUUGGAAGAGAGCCCUGUCUCACAAAAAAAAAAAAAAAGCAGCAGAAAAAACAAGGUGGUCAGUGAAUCUACGCAGCACCAGCAGGACAUCAUGUAAACAACAACGAACAAACAAAACGAAGCAACAACAAGUUUAAAGGACGUUUACAUACCAAGAUACAAGGGCUGCUCUAGGUAGCUUUUCUAGGGAAAGCCUCUUUUGAAAGGUCUCUUUUUUGAGAGGGAGUGAGUUAUUAACACCGUAUGAAGAGUUUAUAACCACAUUGACAAAGGGUUAUACCUGCCUUAGGUAAUGUUCAUAACUCACUAACUCCUAGUAAUCAGAUUUUAUAUGACCAAUCACCAAAGGAGAAGACAGAAGAAAACAAUGUUACCGUAAUCAGAAGGAAAUGUUACCAUAAUCAGAAUACAAUGUUACCGUAAUCAGAAUACAAUGUUACCGUAAUCAGAAUACAAUGUUACCGUAGUCAGAAUACAAUGUUACCGUAAUCAGAAUACAAUGUUACCGUAAUCAGAAGGAAAUGUUACCCUAAUCAGAAGGCAAUGUUACCGUAAUCAGAAUACAAUGUUACCGUAAUCAGAAUACAAUGUUACCGUAAUCAGAAUACAAUGUUACCGUAGUCAGAAUACAAUGUUACCGUAAUCAGAAGGAAAUGUUACCGUAAUCAGAAGGAAAUGUUACCCUAAUCAGAAUACAAUGUUACCGUAAUCAGAAUACAAUGUUACCGUAGUCAGAAUACAAUGUUACCGUAAUCAGAAUACAAUGUUACCGUAAUCAGAAGGAAAUGUUACCGUAAUCAGAAGGCAAUGUUACCGUAAUCAGAAUACAAUGUUACCGUAAUCAGAAGACAAUGUUAGACAAUGUUACCGUAAUCAGAAGGCAAUGUUACCGUAAUCAGAAUACAAUGUUACCGUAAUCAGAAGACAAUGUUACCGUAAUCAGAAGACAAUGUUACCGUAAUCAGAAGACAAUGUUACCGUAAUCAGAAAACAAUGUUACCGUAAUCAGAAGACAAUGUUACCGUAAUCAGAAGACAAUGUUACAGUAAUCAGAAGGCGGGAACAAGGUGGAAUGAAAGUCAAGUCAGGCCCUGGCUAGAACAGAACACGCAUGGCUAGAGGGGAUCUCCAGAAUGUCAAGAGAUGUAUCUCUGUAGUCCACGUUUCUUUGUGUGUGUGUGUGUGUGUGUGUGUGUGUCAGAAAGGGUCUAUCUGCUUCACAAUGUUUCACAGCCGAUGAUCUGAAAUAAAAUACAGUGUAUGUUGA